Plutella xylostella (diamondback moth) is the source of this 3776-nucleotide messenger RNA. It is a transcript of the gene morula, whose product is annotated as anaphase promoting complex subunit morula. Gene Ontology annotation, biological process: ubiquitin-dependent protein catabolic process; metaphase/anaphase transition of mitotic cell cycle; protein K11-linked ubiquitination. The record is from RefSeq and is a predicted model, not a curated record. Gene Ontology annotation, molecular function: ubiquitin protein ligase binding. Gene Ontology annotation, cellular component: anaphase-promoting complex. NCBI's taxonomy places the organism in Eukaryota, Metazoa, Arthropoda, Insecta, Lepidoptera, Plutellidae.
UUAGGUAUUGUUUGUUUUGUUCUUGUGCGAGGGUUAUGAAAUAAAAUAACAAAGUAGAAAAUGUCGUAUUCCCAAUGCGAUAUUAACAAUUGCUGGAAUAAGAUCACCUAUGCAUUCCCCAUUCUUACUGAUACACUGUUUACCGACUGCACCAACGAGGAAUAUGACGAGAUCCACAGGGUCAUCGUUGGAUUAGGAGUUCAAAUCAAAAUAAGAGACCUUAUACUUAUUCACAUAGAGAAAUACCUUCGCCAGCAUGUAGCACCUUCAUUUUGGGCCAAGUUUCAAAAUGUUGAGGAAGAGUUAAAGGGAUUCCAAUUAUUUAAAUCAGCUGUGAAUGAUCUGUACGAGUCAGCUGCAAACUUCGCCGGCAUGUUGAAGAGACUGACCACUUUGAACAACAGCUGUUGUGACAACAAACCUAUAUUUCUGGAAAAAGAUGUAACCUUAGGAUUUAAGCAACUUCUUCGCUCAACACUGCUGUCCCAACUCCCUCUGAAUUUUCAGGUGAUCAUCAACCAUUUUUACAAAAUUUCAUUUAAUGUUUUUGACAAUGAGAAUGAGACCUCAGACAUGGCUGAGGAUGUGAUGUGCUCUGGGUGCUGGAAUGAGUACACGGACUGCAGCUGCAGCUACAUUGUGAAGGUGUUCUACGACACAAGCCGCAAGCUUGUGGAGCUGCAGCUGCUGGAGCGCCUCACCGGACAGGUGCUCACCAACUUCAUACAAAUGCGCAUCGAAUCUCACAUACAGAAGCUGUGCACUGGCACAUUUGAUGUGUCACACAUUUCAUUCCUUGAAAACUGGCUGGAAACCACUGUCAUGUCUUGGCUGACUAGAAUAUACUGUGCUGGAUCUUCCAAGCCUCCACCUGAUGACAAGAACAUACAAAAUGCCAUUGCUAAGUUCAAACAGAAGCUCAGCUACUAUUUGUACUUCACUUACACUAAACUGCGGAUUGAUCAGCUUUUUAAUAUCAUCAUUGAGUAUCCAGAUUCACAACCAGCUGUGGAUGAUAUUAAACUGUGCUUGGAAAAGACUGAUCUCAGGUCAACUUUGUGUAAAAAGCUUAAAACUGAAAUAGAGACAAGGCUUCUUCACCCAGGUGUGAACACUCCAGAUAUACUGACUGCAUACAUUUCUACUAUCAGAGCCCUGAGGCACCUAGAUCCUUCAGGAGUUAUCCUGGAGACAGUUACAGACCCAGUGAGGAACUAUUUGAGGAACAGAGAGGACACUGUCCGCAGUGUGGUGAGCAGCCUCACGGCCGAGGGAGCAGGCAGUGAACUGGCUGAAGAACUUGCUAAGUUUGCCACUGAUGAUGAGAAUGAACAAGAGGAAGCCUGGGAUGAAUGGGUCCCAGAUCCUGUAGAUGCUGACCCUAAAGUGAACUCCAGUGAUAGAAAAGCAAGUGACAUCAUCUCCAUGCUAGUCAAUGUUUAUGGAAGUAAGGAGUUAUUUGUGAAUGAAUACAGGACCUUGCUUGCAGAUAGACUUCUAGCCCAAAGUGUUAUUAACACUGAAAAGGAAAUCAGAUACCUUGAGCUGCUGAAGCUGCGCUUUGGAGAGUCCCAGCUUCACUUCUGUGAGGUCAUGCUGAAGGAUGUUUCAGACUCAAAGAGAAUAAAUGCUCUUAUUCAUCAAGAUAAAAACUUUAUGGCUCUCAAUGAAAAGUUUACAUCUAAUGCAAUGAUACUAUCAGCUCAGUUUUGGCCACCAUUUAAGGAUGAAAGCUUAGCAUUGCCUGAUGAAAUCAAGCAACAUUUGGAAGCCUACACUAAAUCCUUUGAAGCUUUAAAAGGUAAUAGAACAUUGAAUUGGAAGCCACAUCUUGGAAUUGUUAACAUCAGUAUUGAAAUAGGAGAGAAAACCUUAGACUUGACAGUGUCACCAUUCAAUGCAACUCUGAUCAUGCAUUUCCAGGACAAACCAGAGUGGUCCCUGGAUGAGCUGCACCAAGUCAUGAAAGUGCCUGUUACUAUUUUGAGAAGGAAGAUAACAUACUGGCAAUCCAUGGGACUUAUCUCAGAGAAGAGCCCUGAUUACUUUGUGCUGGUAGAGAGUUCUGACGGCAACCGGUCCCAUGUAGCCACCGGCCAGGUGCAAGAGAUGAUCUGUGAGGAUGACGAGGCCGAGAGUGCGAUGGCAUCCGCCCACGACCAGAGGGAAGGGGAGCUGCAGGUGUUUUGGUCCUACAUUGUCGGUAUGUUGACCAACCUGGACUCCUUGCCAUUGGACCGGAUACAUCAAAUGCUGAAGAUGUUCGCAUCGCAAGCCCCCGGCACUGAGUGCAGUCUGCAAGAACUCCGACAGUUCCUUGAUACUAAAGUGAGAAGUCAUCAACUAGUGCUACAAGGCAGCCUUUACAAGUUGCCUAAACCUUAAUGCUAAUAAGGAUACUAUGUAUUUUUAAGAAUAAUAAAAAAACUAUAGAAAGUUUAACAGAACUUUAUUUUCAAUGAUUUAAAUAUAAAAUUUUGGUUACAUUAAAUAAUGCGGAUUAAUGUUCUGUUCGCUUAAACUAAGUAAGUGACAAAUUAAUAUGAACCCAUGAAUCAUUGCGAUCAGGCAUUCUGUAACAGAAGUGAUAGGUACCCUUUAAAGCCACCACACAAUAUUAAAAUGAUGUAAAAUUAGUUAAUUAAUACUCAGUGAUCAUACUCAAUACAUAAUCUGUGUCAGUCUUAACGUCUAUAAAAAUACUGUUACAAGUGGAAAACAAAAGCAUUAACCAAUUAAAUAAAUAAUUAUACUAAUUUAAAUAUACUGGGAGACAAUACAGAUUCAUUAAUAAAUUUGUGAAUGGAAUGCAAAAAAGCAAUGAAAUAACUAAUCAAUUAGGCAUAGACAUAAAUCUCAAUAAUAAUAUUUUUUCCAUAAUACAGCAUAACAGCUCUCUUGGACAGAUCAUUUAAAUAAAUCAAGCUUCUCAAAUGAUAUCCGAAAUAACACCUAUAUGAUGUUGGAAUGUAUGCUUCGAGGUUUUGAGUUGUGCCAUGCAAUUAACAUUGAUGAUGAGUUAGUCGAUGAUAAAAUAACUAACACUGACAAUAAAUAAUUUAAACAUAAAAGUUAAAAUUGAACAGAGAUGUGCAAACAGAAUGCAUUUUAAGUAUAAAUUCAAAAGUACAACAGUUAAAGCUUUUAAAAUUAGAUUACAUAUGUACAGAAUAUAAUUAUCAUCAAUGCAAUAUUAAAGUACUGCAGGUUUACAACUAUAAUUUAACGGGCGAUAGAUAUGUGGACUAGGACCUAAGGGCUAAGAUACAAAAUAAGCUAAAUUAUAUUAUUAACUUGUAGUUUAGAAUUUACGGCGACAAGGAGUUUAUAUGAAAAUCCAAUGUAUGAUUAUUUUAUUUGAAGCAGGAACAAUCAAACGUCACAUGAAUUGAGUUAUUUAUGUUUUCUCAUUUAUUAACGUAUCUUAGCCGCUACCUAGGAUUUGGAUAUUUACCUAAUUUUGUAUAUUUUGUGCAUUCGUAUUCCGGAUCAUAUUUAAUGGGUCUGUAAUGCAAACUUUAACAGAGCAUUGUAAAUGCAAGACACUAAUAUAAAAGCUCACUUAAGUUUAAUUAAGUACAUAGAUACAUUUUUGAUAACUUAUACCAAUCUCUCAAUGGACGAAUAAACUCAUUUCCCUGACUAAUCGGAUUUUCCAAUUUCAAUCUAUUAGCUCAAAAUAUAUUCCAUAAUAUUUUUUCGGCAAAUAAAUAACUUUCUGUGAUACAGACAGGGCAUAAUAAUAAUCCAUUCUAUUGAAGUGCAAGAAACUAUAG